This is a messenger RNA of Rana temporaria (common frog), 1400 nucleotides long. RefSeq names its product beta-1,3-glucuronyltransferase 3 (gene B3GAT3). The coding region runs from base 361 to 1278 and encodes 305 amino acids. Gene Ontology annotation, biological process: carbohydrate metabolic process; chondroitin sulfate proteoglycan biosynthetic process. NCBI's taxonomy places the organism in Eukaryota, Metazoa, Chordata, Amphibia, Anura, Ranidae. Gene Ontology annotation, cellular component: Golgi membrane. The transcript is spliced from 6 exons. Gene Ontology annotation, molecular function: galactosylgalactosylxylosylprotein 3-beta-glucuronosyltransferase activity. The record is from RefSeq and is a predicted model, not a curated record.
UCUAUUUUCACUCAUUGCUUCCGGGUCUGGUGCAGAGUAAUGGGGACGUGACAACAAUCAGGGGAUGAGGAGAACAGCGCUCGUUUUCAAAGAUAAUUGUGAAUGAAUUGAUGACAGACGGGACAGUCCUCAAUGGUGUGCCGGGCAUGUCCUGCUCGCUGUAUCUGCCAUUGCAUGUUAGCAGUAGAAUGUACAUAUAGGUCUGUAUAGUGAGAGGGACAGCACAGGGGGGGGGGAUGAAUGCAGCCAGACAGACAGUCCAGAGGUCGGUGCAAGGCUCAGAAAAGCUUAUCAUUUGAAAAGGAGUGACCAAGAGUGUAAUAAAGCAGAUUCCAGUGCCCCAGCUGUUCUCUCGUCAACAUGAGACUGAAACUCAGGAAUAUUUUUCUUGUGUAUUUUGUGGUGUCCAGUGCUGGUCUUAUGUAUGCUCUGCUACAACUCGGCCAGCAAUGUGAUUGUACACACCCUGCUAAUGAUGUCUUAAGAAAGGAACGGUCACACCACCGUGGCAAAGAGAACUUGCCUAUUAUAUAUGUAGUAACUCCAACUUAUGCAAGGUCCCAUCAGCGAGCUGAGCUUAUCCGUCUAUCUCAGACAUUACUUCUAGUACCUGCCCUGCACUGGAUUCUAGUGGAGGACUCUGUGGAACGUACGGCGGCAGUGGCUGAGCUCCUGGCACAGAGUGACUUGCCUCACACACACUUGAAUGUUCAGACUCCACCAGCAAUGAAACUGAAAGACUCCGAUCCAAACUGGCUCAAACCACGUGGGGUGGAGCAGCGAAAUGAAGCGUUACGCUGGCUUCAUCAACAUCGGUCCCCUGGAGACCGCGGAGUUGUAUACUUUGCAGAUGAUGACAACACAUACAGUGUGAAAAUCUUUCAGGAGAUGCGUCAUACCCAGAAAGUGUCUGUCUGGCCUGUUGGGCUGGUUGGAGGUCUGAAAUAUGAAGCACCACUUGUUGAUCAUGGUAAAGUUGUUGGCUUCCACACCGCCUGGAAGACACACAGGCCUUUCCCUAUGGACAUGGCAGGAUUUUCAGUGUCCCUGUCGUUACUCCUAACCUAUCCGAAAGCAAAAUUUGACCCUGAUGCCGAGAGAGGUUUUCUGGAGAGCAGUUUACUGGGACAACUUGUGACCGUGAGCGAACUGGAGCCACGAGCGGAAAAUUGCACUAAGGUCUGGGUGUGGCAUACAAGGACAGAAAAGCCAAAGCUCAAGCAGGAAGAUUUGCUGGAAAAACAAGGGAGGGGAUCCAACCCCAAAAUAUUGGUGUGAUGUACAACUGUGUUUGACAAAUUGUAUGGCAGUUUAUAAUUGUGAGAUGUUUGUCCUCCAACGCCAGACAUCAGCUGCUCUUGUCAGAUAGAUAUAUAAUAUAUACACCAAAAUCUACAGCG